UCUCUCGUCUCUAUCGGCGACGUGACAUUUGGGAAACCAAUCAACCAAGACAGAAUCAUCCGAUUCCGAAAGACAGCUGAAGAAGAAGUAGUUCGAUCGAUUGCGUCACUGAAUCCGCUCGAGUCCUCAGCAUCAAUCCCUGUCUCUGUUUGCUUCAGCCGCUGGAUCGGCUUCUUCCUGUUUCUGUUCACUCUGCAGCAGCUCAAGGACUGUCGAGCUCGUAAGAAACGAUGAGGAAUAUGGAUUUGGUAUCGGGAUAUAAGGGCGUCGUGGGGCUUGUUUUUGGGAAUGACAGUUCUGCUUCAAGCGAGGAUAGUUAUGUGGAACGCCUCCUAGACCGCAUAAGCAAUGGUGUACUAGCAGAGGACCGGAGGAAUGCUAUUGCCGAGCUUCAAUCAGUUGUAGCAGAAAGUCGUGCUGCCCAGCUAGCUUUUGGGGCUAUGGGUUUCCCGGUACUCAUGAGCGUCUUGAAAGAAGAACGAGAUGAUGUUGAGAUGGUCCGAGGCGCCCUUGAAACACUUGUGAGUGCCUUGACUCCUAUUGACCACGCAAAAGGGCCAGCAAAUGAAAUUCAGGCAGCUUUGAUGAAUGCCGAUUUACUCUCCAGAGAGGCAGAAAGCAUUUCUCUCCUUCUGGGUUUACUGUCCGAAGAUGAUUUCUAUGUCCGAUAUUACACCCUUCAGCUUUUGACAGCUCUUCUCACAAAUUCACAGAAUAGGUUACAGGAAGCUAUACUGGCCAUUCCUCGUGGUAUAACCCGGCUUAUGGAUAUGCUUAUGGAUCGUGAGGUUAUACGAAAUGAAGCUUUGCUACUUCUUACUCACCUAACACGCGAAGCCGAGGAAAUUAAAAAAAUCGUCGUCUUUGAAGGUGCAUUUGAGAAGAUCUUUAGCAUUAUCAGAGAAGAAGGUGGCUCUGAUGGAGGUGUUGUUGUGCAGGACUGUCUGGAAUUGUUGAAUAAUCUCCUUUGUAAUAGUGCAUCUAACCAGAUAUUGUUGAGAGAGACUAUUGGUUUUGAUCCCUUGGUAUCAAUUUUGAAGCUACGGGCAAGCACAUACAGUUUUACCCAGCAGAAGACGAUCAAUCUACUGAGUGCACUAGAAACCAUAACUCUGUUGAUAUUGGGAGUUCCAGACACUGAGAUUGCCAAAGAUUCAGAUAAGAUGACCAAUAAGACUGUCUUGGUUCAGAAAAAUGUAAUAGAUCAUCUCCUUAUGCUUGGCGUUGAAAGUCAAUGGGCUCCUGUAUCUGUUCGAUGCGCAGCUUUACGUUGCAUUGGUGAUCUGAUUGCUGGACAUGCUAAGAACCGUGAUGCCCUUGCGAGUAAAGUUUUGGGAGAGGAGCCACAACUAGAGCCUUCUCUGAAUUCUAUUCUCAGGAUUAUCUUGCGGACAUCCAGUAUGCAAGAAUUUAUUGCAGCUGACUACGUCUUUAAAUGCUUUACUGAGGGCAAUGCUGAUGGUCAAACAAUGUUGGCAUCCACAUUGAUUCCGCAACCAAAUUCUAUGACCCAUGCUCCUCCUGAGGAAGAUGUGCACAUGUCAUUUGGAAGCAUGUUGUUACAGGGUCUUACUUUGAGCGAGAGUGAGGGUGAUCUUGAGACAUGUUCCCGGGCUGCUAGUGUACUUUCACAUGUAUUAAAGGACAACAUCCAGUGCAAGGAAAGGGCAAUCCGGAUUGAACUCGAGGCACCAACACCAUCAUUAGGAGGUGCGGAGCCACUCAUGCAUCGCAUGGUCAAGUACUUGGCUCUUGCUUCUUCCAUGAAGACUAAAGAUGGAAAGUCAAUUUCAGGGAACCUGAUUGUUCAACCCAUAAUUUUGAAGUUGCUCGUGAUUUGGCUCUCUAAAUGCCCCAAUGCUGUCCAGUGUUUCCUUGAUUCACGUCCUCACCUUACGUAUCUGUUGGAGCUCAUAUCGAGUCCAUCUGCUACCGUGUGUAUCAGAGGCUUAGCUGCUCUUCUGUUAGGAGAGUGCGUCCUUUACAACAAGUCCGCUGAAAAUGGAAAGGAUUCUUUCACAAUUGUUGAUUCCAUAAGCCAGAAAAUUGGUAUCACAGCUUUCUUGAUGAAGUUCGACGAGAUGCAGAAGAGUUCUAUUUUCACAUCUGUAAAGUCUGCCCAGCCUCGUAAACCCUUGACUAGGUCUACUGCAGCUAGCAUGGCGGAGAUUGAAGAUGUGGAAGAGAGUGAAUUGCCCGAUCAAAAGAAGGAAGAUCACCCAUUUCUGUCGCUAAUACUUGAUGCCCAGUUCGUGAACUUUCUAAGAGGUUUGGAGGAUGAAAUACGGGAAAGCAUAGUGGAGGUUUACAGUCACCCGAAGAGUCAGGUGGCUGUGGUGCCUGCUGAAUUGGAGCAGAAGAGCGGGGAAGCUGACAGAGAAUACAUCGAGCGGUUAAAACUAUUUGUCGAGAAGCAGUGCUUUGAGAUACAGGGGCUACUUGGGCGUAAUGCCACUCUUGCUGAGGAACUUGCCAAAAGUGGGGGUGGUUCUGAGCAGAGAACAAGUGGAGUAUCAGAUAGAGUCCAAGUUGACGCGCUUCGGAGAGAUCUUCAAGAAGCUUCUCAAAGACUCGAGUUUCUCAAGGCAGAGAAAGCAAAGCUUGAGUCUGAGGCAUCCAAGUACCGAAACAUUGCUGAGAAGACAGAGUCUGAUCUUAGGAGCUUGUCCGAUGCAUACAACAGCCUUGAGCAGGCCAACUUCAACCUCGAGAAAGAAGUGAAGGCUUUGAGGAGUGGAGGUUCAGGACUCGAUCUCGAGGCGCUGAAAGCAGAAGCAAGGGAGGAAGCUCAGAAGGAGAGCGAGGCGGAGCUGAACGAUUUGCUCGUCUGUCUGGGCCAGGAGCAGAGCAAGGUGGAGAGGCUGAGCGCAAGGUUGCUUGAGCUAGGGGAAGACGUGGAUAAGUUGCUCGAAGGGAUUGGAGAAGAAGACGAUGCGGCGCUGCCCGAAGACGAGGAUGAAGAAGAAUGAGUGGGGCCCCGUGGUCUGCGAGGACAUGGCUGCCCAGGAAUGUUGUUGGGGGGGUUUGGCUUUGAACGUUUGUACACCUGAUGGUGAACUGUACAGUGCUCUGAUUCUUUGACGUGAUGCUGAAGCUCCGAGAUAGAGUAAUUCUGAUCCUUUGAUGAUGGAUGUAUUUUAUGCUUAUCUGUUUUAUUUAUCUAUUUCUAACUUGUUGAGAACCCAAAAAAAUCUGUCUUACUUUUCCUCGGAGUUUCAGAAUCGAUACUACCUGAGAUUUAGAACGAGGGUAAAGGAACCAUUUUCGAGUUUCAAUCCUUCAUGAUGUAAUGGAACAGCAA
Molecule: messenger RNA, 3301 nt
Organism: Punica granatum (pomegranate)
Lineage: Eukaryota; Viridiplantae; Streptophyta; Magnoliopsida; Myrtales; Lythraceae
Source: RefSeq, a predicted model, not a curated record